CUGGAGGUUGUGGCUGGAUUCGCUCUGUUCUGUUUGGGCUACAGCACGAAGGAAAAACUCUGAACCAGCAUCUCCAGUUACUGAAGAUACUCGGCGCAGUGCAGGAUGGAGGACGGAGCGCAGACUGACGACAUUUUCUUGCAGCUCCACCUGCUGUACGACUCUGAAACGUCCUGCACCAAGUCAGUAGGAACUGAUCUCUCCAUGGAUGACAUCAGAAACCUGCAGGCUGAAGUGUGGAGGCUGAGAGACGCCGUCGCUGUGCUGGAAGGAAAGCUGAGUCAGAGAGCAGAGACACUCUCUGAGGAGGAGGUGGAGGACGUCCCCGUCCUGUGUUCCGUCUGUAAAGCGAAACUAAACCACACUGAAUCCCAGAACUCUGACGGAGGCAGCCUCUCUCUGCAGUGCUACACUGACCCAGACCCUACAGAGAGUGUGGACUCCAGCUGUACCGCUGCAGCUCAGACGCCCUUAAAGACGUGUUCAGUGAGGUUGGAGGACUGCAGGACCAUGAUGGAGCUGAGUGGACUCAUCUCAGCAGAAGGAGAACGGAGCGACGGGGAUGGCAGUGAUCGUGAAGACGAUGACUUUGUUCCCCCCAGUGAUGAUGAGAACUGGUCACCUUCAUCUGAAGUCAACAGAAGGAGGAACCGUAAUCAAGCUGAACACUGGAGUCAAAGUCCGUCAAGUGGCUUACAGACUCCGGAGGAGGUUCACAGUGGAGAGAAGCUGUUCACCUGUUCGCAGUGCAAGAAGAGAUUUGCCACUUCAAGAAGUCUUGCGAUGCAUGUGAAAAGGCACAAGAAGAACCUCCAUUGCGAGGAGUGCGGCAAGGGUUUCGUCACACCAACGGAGCUGAAACUGCACGUGACAAGGCACACUGGGGCGAGCGAGUUCACGUGCCACAUCUGCGGCAAGCAUUUUGCUGAUUCAUCACGACUCGGCGUUCACUUAAAGACCCACACUGAAGAAAAGCCUUUCGGCUGUAAAGAAUGUGCCAAGAGCUUCAGGACUAAAGGAACUCUUGUGCUCCACCUGAGAACACAUACCGGGGAGCGGCCGUACAGGUGCUCCUACUGCAGCAGCGCCUUCAGCCACGGGACGCACCUGAAACUGCACAAGCGCAUCCACACCAACGAGAAGCCGUUCAAGUGCUCUCACUGCGAGAAGACGUUUGCACGGUCGGAGGGUCUGAAGGCGCACGAGAGAGUGCACACCGACCAGAGGCCUUUCCGGUGCCCUCACUGCGGGAAGAGUUUUAGACAGAGGAGUCACCUGCUGUGUCAUGAGAGAUCUCACACUGGGGAGAAACCUUACCUCUGCGCAGACUGCGGGAAGAGGUUCUCCGAUUCAACGCACUUCAGGGAGCACAGAAGAAUUCAUACCGGAGAGCGGCCUUUCCGCUGCACCGCAUGCGGGAAGGGCUUCAGCAAAAAGCACACCCUCCGCCAGCACGAGAAAACACACACCGGAGAAAAGCCGUACAGGUGCCCUCAGUGCGAGAAGGCCUUCGCCAGGCCCUGCGUUCUGCGAACCCACCAAAGAAUUCACUCUGGUGAAAAGCCUUACCGGUGCUGCAUCUGUGGCAACUCGUUCGCCUUUUUGAGUUCUCUAAACAAACACAAGCUAAAGCACACUGUGGACUCCCCACUGGACUCACGGAGCAGCGAUAAGGCUUCUCUCCCGUGUGCAUCCUCAGGCCGAACCGGCAGGUGGCGACAGAGCGGCCCUGCCUCUUCCAGGCUUGAGGACGAGGAAGUGGAUGUAGUGUUUAUACACAGAGAACAGAGAAAUAAAACACAGAUAAAGCUCUUCUUCGCCGGAGCUUCUGACCAUAACACACCGUCAGAGAUGGAGGACGAGCCCAGUCUGACUCUGCACUGCUACAGUGACCCAGAUCCUGAGGACACACCGGACCAGCACAGAGUCCAAGACAUGGAGCAGGACGCAGCUGGAGUUCAGCCUGAGGGUGAAACUGAACCAGAAAACAUGGAGGUGGAGCAGGACAGAGGCAGCCUCUCUCUGCAGUGCUACACUGACCCAAACCCUACAGAGAGUGUGGACUCCAGCUGUACCGCUGCAGCUCAGACGCCCUUAAAGACGUGUUCAGUGAGGCUGGAGGACUGCAGGGCAGCACUGACGGUGGAUUUAAACCACAGAAAAUAUGGAGAAGUGGACGUGGCGGCUGAAGAGGGCGAUUUAACUCCUCCCGGCAGCGGUGACAGGGUUCCGUCUGAAGAACACACCGAAGAACCGCUCCGUCCCUGUUCUGACUGUGGAGAGACCUUCAGAAGCAGAGAUCUCCUCAGUCAUCACCAGAGAACACACACUGCAGCUUCGGAUCAGGGAACGCACCGCGGGGAGAACACGCACUGCACGGUUCUGAAGAGCGAGGAUCCUCCGGUUCCUCAGCGAUGUUCCAGGUGCUGCGUUAAGUUCCACUGUCCUUUCUGCCCCCCCGCUGUUUACAAACCCCGUCACGACGCCUACAGCGUCAACAAACACCUGCAGUGCCACCUGAAGCACGCAGUGCGCCAGAGAGGCUACAUUAUCUGCAUGUGUCAUUUGGGCUGCAGGCCGAGAGGUCACUUCCACUGCCCCAUCUGCGGCAGCACGGUCAUCAGGAAGGACGACGCGCAGAGCCACAUCGGCUCCUGUCGAGCGUCCGAAGCUCCCAGUGAAGAGAGGCUCCAUCCCUGUUCUGACUGUGGAGAGACGUUCAAAACCAAAUAUCUCCUCAGUUACCAUCUGAGAACACACACCGGAGAGAAACCGCACGCCUCGGUUCAGGAGACACGCGCCGGAGAGAACAGACACUGCACGGUUCUGAAGAGCGAGGAUCCUCCGGUUCCUCAGCGAUGUUCCAGGUGCUGCGUUAAGUUCCACUGUCCUUUCUGCCCCCCCGCUGUUUACAAACCCCGUCAUGACGCCUACAGCGUCAACAAACACUUGCAGUGCCACCUGAAGCACGCAGUGCGCCAGAGAGGCUACAUUAUCUGCAUGUGUCAUUUGGGCUGCAGGCCGAGAGGUCACUUCCACUGCCCCAUCUGCGGCAGCACGGUCAUCAGGAAGGACGACGCGCAGAGCCACAUCGGCUCCUGUCGAGGCAACAGCGUCAAACCCCCGUCUGAAAGGCGAGCGGAGGACACGCCUCAUCUCUGUCCUCACUGUGGGAAGAUUCUGAAAAGCAAGCGCAAUCUCGUCCACCACCAGAGGAUUCACACCGGAGAGAAGCCCUACCUGUGCGCCUCCUGCGGAAAGCAGUUCUCCAGCCUUUGCUCCUUCUCAGUCCACCAGGUAACUCACAGCGGAGAACGGCCUCACCGCUGCUCCGCCUGUGGGAAGAGCUUCAAACGCAAGUCUGAGUGUUUGAUCCACCAGAGGAGACACAGCGGAGAGAAGCCCUACCUGUGCGCUACCUGUGGAAAACAGCUGUCCAGUAGGAAAACCCUGUCAGCCCACCAGAAAACACACAGCGGGGAACGACCGCACCGCUGCCUCACCUGCGGAAAGAGCUUCACGCUGAAGUCCAGCCUCACCGCCCACAGAGGGACGCACACGCGGCCCUACGACUGCCCUCAGUGCGGGAAGAGCUUCGCCAGAUCUGACAAUCUGAGAGCUCAUCAGAGAACGCACGCCAAAGACUGAUCCCUGACGGAACCGUUCUUCGUACAGGAACCGUUCUACCAAACGUGAGUGUAGCUGCUGCGAAAUGACCGAGGCUGGACUGGAAGACUGGAAGUUCUUUACAUUGUGAAAUGGAUCUUCAGAUUGAUGAGAAAUGAGCUGUAGAUGGUUCUAUGUAGAACCUUUUUAAAUAUGGUUCUUAUAUUGUAUAGAGGCUUGACCUUGUAAACAAUAGCAGUACCCUUUCUGGUGCUAUAACACAUUUUCCAUCAAUCUGAAGAACCGUUUCACCAUGCAAAGAACCAUUUAAGCAUGCAAAUAGUUCUGUAUAGAGAACUGAUGGUUCUAAAUAGAACCCUUGAAGAAACAUCGUUUUUUAACACGUACAACAGCAAAUCUCAGCACAAUAAAAUGAAUAUAUUUUGAGAUGUCCAGUAAACUUUUGUUUAAUCCGUGAAUUGAAAGUUUAAAAAUGACCCGUGUUGAAUGUAUAUGGGGGGGGAUACGGGGUUCUCUAACUGACUACUUUGGGGGUCUUAGUUGUAACAGUGUGUUAUUAAACUAACCCACCUGUGUGAAAGUGGUCACUCAUCACUGUGAAUUACUUUACUUUUAAUGUAAUAAAUUUGGUGGAAAAGUUUAAAA
Messenger RNA from Colossoma macropomum (tambaqui), 4272 nucleotides. RefSeq names its product zinc finger protein 629-like. Bases 106 to 3648 code for a protein of 1180 amino acids. The transcript has 15 exons. Gene Ontology annotation, biological process: DNA repair; regulation of transcription by RNA polymerase II. Gene Ontology annotation, molecular function: RNA polymerase II cis-regulatory region sequence-specific DNA binding; DNA-binding transcription factor activity, RNA polymerase II-specific. The record is from RefSeq and is a predicted model, not a curated record. Lineage: Eukaryota; Metazoa; Chordata; Actinopteri; Characiformes; Serrasalmidae.